Molecule: messenger RNA, 2159 nt
Organism: Purpureocillium takamizusanense
Lineage: Eukaryota; Fungi; Ascomycota; Sordariomycetes; Hypocreales; Ophiocordycipitaceae
Gene: GCV3
Product: glycine cleavage system H-protein subunit
Exons: 2
Coding region: 512-1357 (281 amino acids)
Biological process (GO): protein lipoylation; glycine decarboxylation via glycine cleavage system
Cellular component (GO): mitochondrion; glycine cleavage complex; cytoplasm
Source: RefSeq, a predicted model, not a curated record
CGACAGCACGAGCCUAUUACCCAGCCAUUACCAGAUGAAAACCCUCCACCCCGCACACAUUGCUCUUUUCUCACCCACCCCGUGCCCCCGUCCAGUACUGCACAGCAGCUGCUCGGGGAGCAACAGGCGGGCUCGUGGAUUCUCUUUACGUACCUCCAUCCUCUUGGGUGCUAGGUCGGUCGGCAGCUAUUAUGUUUCGAAUUUGCCCAUUGGCCCGCCAGCGCGGUCCGCCCGACUCCACUGCGCCUGGGGGCUCAUGGGUGGCCAUCAAUCCGGCGGUCGGUUCCAGUUGAUGACAGCGACAGCACGGCACCUGCGAAAGCCGCUGUGGCAGGCCUACCAGUGCCCGUUUGCGGCGGGCAGUCGCCUUAGUCAUCAGCUGUCCAGGACUCCUGCGGUCCACUGCGCGCAACUGUCGUUUCCGCGGUUGAGGUGCCCGCCCACCUGAGAUGACAGAACACUACAGUGGUGCAAGCGCUGCCGCCGCCGCCGCCGCCGCCAUCCCCCGUGCAUGCGCGAGCAGGCGCCGAAAUCCAAACGCGGGCUCCAACGGGUGACAGAGCCGGACGUCGGCGGGCAGCCGCCGCCCACGGCCUGGCACGGCUCUCCAACUUUACCUCACGCUACGGAGUACUUCGUAGCUACGUACCCGAUUUCCUCCCGCGCCCGCGCCCACACUUCCUCUCUUUCUCUUUCCUCUCCUCUCCCACCCCACGACAAAUCCUAUUCCUCGUCAACACUCCCCGUGCAACCCCACGACUCUUCGUCGUCGUCGCUUCCGCUCGCACGCCCUCUCCGCUCUUCUCACAGGCCCCCUUCUUCGCCCGCAAUGGCCGCAUCGAUUGUCUGCUCGUCCCUGCGCGCGGCCGCCCGGCCCGCCGCCAUGCGCCUCGCCGCCCCCUGCCGCGCCGCUGCCGCGGCUACGCCGUUCCGCCGCUUCACCACCUCCCGCAUGAGCCUCGUCCGCAAGUACACCAAGGACCACGAGUGGGUGGACCUGUCGGCCGACGGCAAGACGGGCGUCAUCGGCAUCUCGACGUACGCGGCCGAGCAGCUCGGCGACGUGGUCUACGUGGAGCUGCCCGAGGCCCCCGCCUCCGACUUCGUCGACCAGGGCGACGCCAUCGGCGCCGUCGAGUCGGUCAAGAGCGCCUCGGACAUCAACGCCCCCGUCCGCUGCAAGGUCGUCGCCGCCAACCAGCUGCUCGAAGAGAAGCCCGCCACCAUCAACCAGGUCCCCGAGGACGACAGCAACGGCGGCGGCUGGAUCGUCCGCGUCGAGGUCGACGAGGAGGGCGCCCGGCAGGUCGGCGAGCUGAUGGAUGCCGAGGCCUACAAGGCGUUUAUCGAGGAGUAGACGAGGCGAAAAAAGAGCCGAAGUCGAUGGCUAUAGCCCGGCGUGGUUGCGGCGGCGGCGGCGGCGGCGGUGGCGGUGGUAGUGGUGCUCCUGCUACUGCUGCCGCCACUGCCGUCGCUGUUCCGUCUUUGUCUUUAUUGCUAGAUCAUGUAGGGGAAGCACGCCCCAUGCGGGUGCCUACACAUACACACACACAAAAAUGUUUUGGACAGUUUGUUUGGAGGCCCGAGGGUUCAUCGUGGCUUCGGGCGCGCGAGAGGGGCGCAGGCAGUUCAACCUGGCGGGGAGCGACGGGCAUUACGCACACACACACACACCCAUACAUACAUAUCCCGUGUACCAUACCAUACCGUGGUGGCUCGAUUUUAUCUUUAACAUAGGGAGUCGAGGCGAACGAUGCCAGUGGUUUUGGACUGACGUAUUUGUGACUUCACAUCGCUCGCUGUUGUGAAAAUGGGGGCUCUGCUGCGAAACGAGACAAGUGCUCGGCAGGGCUGCACUCGGCACACAAACCUCUGGCGCAGUCCAUGGCACCGGCCUCGGGGAUCGGACCACGGCAAGGAUAGACUGGGAAACAGGGAAAUAGUAGCACGUGUCGCCUGCUAGGGCCGGCAAAAAGUCGACAAUGCUUUUUGGAUCGUCGUCUAUAGAGUACAGGUCAUGGCGCGCAUUCGGCCGUCAUAUAGCGUCAUUCUUUGUCCCUCAACUGUCCACACACAGCCCAUCAUCAUCACGCCGCCUUCUCGAGCGGCCGCUUGGCGUUGAUGACAUCCAGGAUCUUGUCCGCACCACGGCUCACCAG